AUGCUGCCUCCCGGACUCGUGCCCAUCGGCACCGACGACGACGACGACGCCAGCAAAGCCCCCCGUUCGCACGCGCACACGCACAGGCACACGCACGCGCGCGCGGCAGCCGGCGGCGGCGGAGUCGUGGCCUCGGACGACGCCCUCGCCAGGACGGCGUCGCCCCCCCCCUUCGACGACGACGACGACCACGGCGGCGACCUGCUGACCGCCGGCGAGGGCCGCCUCCUCAAGCGCGGCCUGGCGGAGCGCCACCUGUCCAUGCUGGGCAUCGCGGGCGCCAUCGGCACCGGGCUCUUCCUCGGGCUCGGCGCCGCCGUCGCCACCGCCGGCCCUCUCGGCGCCCUGCUGGGCUACGCCACCAUCGGCCUGGUCGUCUGCGCCGUGCAGUUCGCCCUCGGCGAGGUGGCCGCCCUGCUCCCCGUCACGGGCGCCUUUGUCCGCCACGCCGAGUUCCUCGUCGACCCCGCCUGGGGCUUCGCCAUCGGCUGGAACCUCGUCUACGGCAACAUCCUGUCCAUCCCCUCCGAGAUCACGGCCAUCUGCGUCCUGUUCGAGCUGUGGACCGACGUCAACCCGUCCGUCUGGAUCGUCACCUUCAUCGUCCUCACCUUUGCCGUCGGCAUCUCCCUCGUCCGCGUCUUUGGCGAGGUCGAGUUCUUCUUCGCCGUCCUCAAGAUCCUCCUCGUCGUCUUCCUCAUCGUCCUCGGCCUCGUCAUCGACCUCGGCGGCGUCCCCGGCACGCCCCCCGUCUACUUUCGCCACUGGCGCGACCCGGGCCCCUUUGUCGAGUACAUCGCCGCCGGCGGCUGGGGCCGCUUCCUCGGCUACUGGAGCGUCAUGACCGGCGCCGUCUUCUCCUUCGCCGGCGUCGAGUCCAUCGCCAUGGCCGGCGCCGAGACCAGGAACCCCCGCAAGGCCAUCCCCGCCGCCUGCAAGAACGUCUUCAUCCGCAUCAUCCUCUUCUACAUGCUGGCCAUUGUCAUUGUCGGCAUGCUCGUGCGCAGCGACGACGAGCGCCUGCAGGGCGGCGGCGGCACCACCACCCAGAGCCCCUUUGUCAUUGCCGCCUCGGCCGCCGGCCUGCCCGCCGUCCCGUCCAUCGUCAACGCCGUCGUCAUCACCUCUGCCUGGUCCUCCUCCAACCAGAGCCUGCUGGCCGGCACCCGCGUGCUGUACGGCCUGGCCGUCAAGAGGCAGGCGCCCAGCAUCUUCCUGAGGACCACGUCCUGGGGCGUGCCCUACGUCUGCGUCCUGCUCUUCAUCGCCUUUAGCUUCCUCAGCUUCAUGACCCUGUCCAGCAGCGCCAUCACCGUGUUUUGGUGGCUGGUCAGACUGACCUCGGCCGGCGUGCUGGUCUCCUGGAUCUCCAUCCUCGUCAACCACAUCCGCUUGCGUCUGGCAAUGGAAGCGCAAGCCAUCCCCAGGUGUCGGCUGCCAUGGUCGAAUUCGUGGACCCUAUACUCUUCCUACCUUGCGCUGGGCACGUGCAUCGUCAUUCUGCUCACGAGCGGAUUCGCCGUCUUUACCAAAGGUCGUUGGGAUUCCAGCACCUUUGUGUCUGCCUAUCUUGACAUUCCUCUUGUCUUGACCGCGUACAUGACCUGGAAGUGCGUCAAAAAGACAAAGGUUGUUGCCCUGGCAGACAUUCCUCUGCACAAGGCUUUCGAACGGGCCGAGCAAAAAUACGAGUCGCUUGAAUCAUAG
Messenger RNA from Ustilaginoidea virens, 1707 nucleotides. RefSeq lists its product as uncharacterized. Bases 1 to 1707 code for a protein of 568 amino acids. Gene Ontology annotation, cellular component: membrane. The transcript has 3 exons. Gene Ontology annotation, molecular function: amino acid transmembrane transporter activity. The record is from RefSeq and is a predicted model, not a curated record. Gene Ontology annotation, biological process: amino acid transmembrane transport. Lineage: Eukaryota; Fungi; Ascomycota; Sordariomycetes; Hypocreales; Clavicipitaceae.